Molecule: messenger RNA, 6597 nt
Organism: Pygocentrus nattereri (red-bellied piranha)
Lineage: Eukaryota; Metazoa; Chordata; Actinopteri; Characiformes; Serrasalmidae
Gene: nuak1b
Product: NUAK family, SNF1-like kinase, 1b
Exons: 7
Coding region: 1023-2927 (634 amino acids)
Biological process (GO): protein phosphorylation; intracellular signal transduction; microtubule cytoskeleton organization
Cellular component (GO): cytoplasm
Molecular function (GO): protein serine/threonine kinase activity; tau-protein kinase activity; ATP binding
Source: RefSeq, a predicted model, not a curated record
CGCGUCUCCCUCCGCAGACCUGAGCAGAUCAGAGACAGAGAGAGAGAGACACACACAGAGACAAACACAGAGCCGGCCUGCACAGAGGAGUCCGUAGAGAUGAUGGCAGCAGUGAAGACCCCGCGGCUCCUCCACCCUCAGCCCCUGCUCUCCCGGUCACGGACCCCCCGCUCCUCGGCCGGAGCUCCGCUCAGCCAGGCCGCUCCGCAGCGGCGGACAGAAUGAGGGACACGCGCCGCCGCCGCCGCCGGCUUCGUCGCUGCUUUCUCGGGAAGCAAUGACGGUUGAGGUUUUUCUCUCGUUCGUUUGUUGUUGUUUUUUCACUGCUCAUGGCUUCGGUUUUUCGGUGAACUGUUGUUUAGCGGUAGGUCGUAGGCUGCGCGCCGCCCUGUGUGACAGAGAUGGUCUGAUAGAGUGAGAAGAGAAGAGAAGAGGAGAGAAGAGAAGAGAAAGGUGUCGGCGGUGCGCUCUGAGGGCAAACAGCCUUUAUUUCUGUCCGUUUCUCAGGCUAACUAGCUAAUGUAUCUGUGGCGGACUGCAGCGAGGAGGCAUGAAAUCCAGAUAGUGGACACGGGGGGCGUCUUCAGCGCGCAGCAUCUGCUCCACGUCUGAUUUCAUAGCCGUAGUUAGUUAGCUCAGCGUGUUUAAUAUGCCUUGUAACAUACGUGUGGUUUGUAGUGACCGCGUUAGCCCGCACUGCUCGUCCCUCAGCCUAGAGAGUAGCUCUUAGAGAGCCUACCGUAGCCGGCUAUAGGUAGAUUACAGUGGCCUGAUAUGAGGGAAGCGACAGGCAUAAAGCCUACAUGUUGACAUAACAUGUUAACAUUUCGUCGUUAUUUAUUUAUUUAUUGAUUAUAUAUAUACUAUAAUUAGGCCUAUUAGUAGUAAUAGUAAUUUGUACUAUUAUUGAUAUUUUGAAAGAGAAACUAGUUCAGAAAGACAUUUAAUCAAGGAGAAGGAGAGAGAGGAAGGAGGAGGAGGAGAAGGGGGGGUUUCUUAAUCGAUCUCCCCGCUGGUUGGUGAUGGAUGUCUGUGCCUCCUCGCCUCAGCGGCAGUGCCGCUCUCAGGGCGCAGUGCUUCAGCCUUCAGCGGGCGGGCCGAGCGGGGAGCAGCCGCUCUCUGCUUCGCCGCCGUCUCACUCCGCGGAGGGCAGACGGGGCUCCGGCGUGAAGAAACACCACCACAAGCACAACCUGAAGCACCGCUACGAGCUGCUGGAGACGCUGGGGAGGGGCACGUACGGCAAAGUGAAGAAGGCCAUCGAGAGGCACUCCGGCAGAGAGGUUGCUAUAAAGUCGAUCAGGAAGGAAAAGAUCAAGGAUGAACAGGAUAUGGUUCACAUCCGUCGGGAGAUUGAGAUCAUGUCGUCACUCAGACACCCCCACAUUAUCUCUAUUUAUGAAGUGUUCGAGAAUAAGGACAAGAUUGUGAUCGUGAUGGAGUAUGCAAGUAAGGGGGAGCUAUAUGACUACAUCAGUGAGCGUCGGCGUUUAACGGAAAGAGAGACACGACACUUCUUCAGACAGAUUGUCUCUGCUGUGCACUACUGCCACAAGAAUGGAGUUGUGCAUAGGGAUCUGAAACUGGAAAAUGUGCUACUGGAUGAGAACUGUAACAUAAAGAUUGCUGACUUUGGCCUGUCCAACCUGUACCAUAAGGACAAACUCUUGCAGACGUUCUGUGGCAGCCCGCUGUAUGCGUCUCCAGAGAUUGUCAAUGGAAGACCUUAUCGGGGCCCUGAGGUGGACAGUUGGGCGCUGGGAGUGCUGCUUUAUACUCUGGUCUAUGGUACGAUGCCAUUUGAUGGGGGCGAUCACAAAAACCUCAUUCGCCAAAUCAGCAAUGGAGAAUACAGAGAACCCACCCAGUCAUCAGAUGCGCGUGGUCUAAUUCGCUGGAUGCUGAUGGUGAACCCCGACAGACGGGCUACGGUGGAGGAUAUUGCAAAUCACUGGUGGGUGAACUGGGGUUGGAAGAGCAGUGUGUGUGACUGCGAGACCCAACGUGACACUGGCUCACCCAUGCUGGCACGCCUAAUCGACUGGCAGAGUCGGACAGAGCCACGAGCAGCCAAAGGUGCCCGGCCUGAACCACUCCUGCUGGUCCGCCAGCGGCUGAAGAAAUCCAAGAAGGAGAACGAUGGUGGGAUGCCCCACUGUAAAGGCGAUGACAACCUGGGCCUAAAGAGACCUAAAGGAAUCCUGAAGACACGGCCUUCAGAUGAGCAGCGCUCUCCCAGCCUGGAGGACAUCGAGCUGGUCCCUGCGACAAAAGAAGCAGAGAAGGAGUCGGGAUCUGCUGCUGGCCGAGAAGAAGAGGAGCCCACACUGACGGGAGGCUCUCCAGCAAAGAUGGUGCCUGUCUUGCCUAAGAAGGGCAUCCUGAAGAACAAUCAGCAACGGGAAUCAGGGUACUAUUCUUCUCCAGAGCGCAGCGAGUCCUCCGACCUCUUAGGUGGCAGCAUAACUCCACUCGUUGCCAGCUCACCACCGAAACGUGCCGUAGGUAGGAAGGGCAUUCUGAAACGUAAUGGCAAAUUCUCCACCUACAGCGCCAUGCCUUCCAUGAGCGUUCUCGGGGAGCCGCCGUCUGCUGAUUCGGGGUUGUCACGCAGCCAGAGCCGCCCGUCCAGCAUCGUGGGUGAAGACAGCAGUGUCCUAACCAACAGUUCCUUCAGUGGAGUGGACUGGCCUCCCAUCGCCCCGCGGCCCAACAUCAGAGGCUGUGUGUCUGCGGAGAACCUGCUCCAACUGGCCAACUUCAAAGGGCUCCAAACGGCUCCGCCCCUGCACGGAGGGAAAUUUGGACGAGCCGCUCCAGGGCAGGGCUCUCCUGGGGACAACAGCAGCUUCUCCCUGCUUGGAGACCUGGAUGACAUGACUCAGGUGUACCAGCAAGCCCUGGACAUCAGCAGCAACCUGUCGUAGAGAGAUAGAAGACAGAAAGAAAGAGGAGGCAGAGAGGAAUAUGUGUGGGUGUGUUUGCUUCGUGUAUCUCUGACGACCAGUGUGAUGCUGGGAUAAUCUGAUCAGGAAGCUGACCUUAUUUAAUUGGGUUUAUACACUACCAAACACUACAAUCACACCAGUGCCAGCUUAGUAAAGUAAGUCUCCAAUAGGUAAAGUGAUGGGUAAAGUUAGUUACUCCUGCCUGCCCUCAACUUUCACGAAGACCAGUGCUGAGUUCAAAUGUUUACAUGUUAAAGCAUAAGGUGAGUUAGAAUCACACAUAGACACCACACAGUGGAAGGCUCUUAAAAUGAAAAAAAAAAAACAAAGGAGCCAAGCUGAGUUUACAAAAGCACCUUAAAACUCACAUAGAGCACAUGUUGUGAUCUUUACUUCCUGUAAAAAAAGAAAAAGAAAACCAGGGUCUUGCUCAAAAAGAACUGUCAGUGUCAUUUAUUUAUUAAUAUUUUGCGUAGAGUUAGCGAUACAGAACUGGUGUGGUCUGGCUGUACUGGAAGAGUGGGAAUCUCAGUCUCUCCUUUAACUCAAAUGGAACUGACAUAUAUAAUUAUUAUGCUAUUUAAUUAGUUAUUAAUCAUUAAGACUUCAUACAUGAGACAUGAGGCCUCAUAUAUAUCAUGACAAACUCUUACUGGUCUUAUAUCUAGACUCAUAUGUAUGGGAAUAUGUAGGAAGUGCCUUUUUUAAUUCAUAUGGAAUUAUGUAUGUCAUUUCCUCAAAGUGGAGAGAGAUGCCGGGUGGAGCCAUCACCAGAUGUGCUGUUGUGUUUUGAAUUGAAUGUUAAGAGACCCAGGACCUCAAAGUGCAAAGCCUUUUCUACAGGCACAUUUGCCCACCACUUCUUAGAGGUUACUAUUAGCUUUACUGGUCGUUUUUUCAGUCACUGUUGUGUGAUGAGGGUUUUUUGUUUCACGCUUUACUUAAAGGUUGACGAUUCUGCUGAUCCUACAUGAAGAUGAAAGGGCAGCUUGUAAAGCUGCUAACCCGUUCUGACCUCUCUGAAUCCUUCACACAAUGACUUUGUUUCUGUCUGUUCUGCUGCCUAGUCUAAGGUUUUAUCCUCAAAGGCUUUAAAAGGCCUGCCCGUGUCUGACUGACUCUUAGAAGAGUGCUUGUGUAUUAUUUUUACUCUCUGGGUUUUUGCCUGUGUGGUUUCUUGAUUGAACUGAAUUGCUUUUUAAGCCCUCUGGACAUCUUCACCUUAGCAGGCAGAUUUUUCUUUGUUUUCUGUUUUUUAAACACAAGGUAACACUUUCAGAUGCACUCUCAGUUCCCAGGAAUGCAACAGGCUAAAACAGGCAGUUUAGAUAUGUCCACUGUUUUUCCUGGAGAGCUGAAGUCACUCGUUGUUUAUAUCUACUUAUGUCCACUCAGAAAAGCACAGCUUACUGAUUGACCAGUAUGGAGAGUAACUGAUCACACUACGUGAACUCAUAAAAUCGCUCAGUUUGCCGUGAGCUCUGGAGCACUGAGCCCAUGGAGGAGUAAAAAAAAAAAAGUAGGCAAACAUAAUUGUUUUCAAAACAGUGGUGAUCCAGCAAAUUCCAAAGGCUCUUCGCAGUGGCACGUUUGUACUAGAUCUUGUUUGAAUGUAAAGACUCUUUGCUGCAAUACAUACUUAAAUGAGUGGGGCCUUCACUCUCACCAUUGCUCUUAACCUAGUAUAGUGUUAGUUUGAUUGUUAGCUGUAGCCUUAACGUUGUACUGAGAUUCCAUAGAAUUUGUUGUAGAAGGUAUGUGAGUGUAGAUGUUGGGCAGAUUUAGGUGGAUUUAGAAAACGAUGUUAGUGGUAGGUACGAAUGGUAGGUGUGAUACUUUUCCAGUAAGUGGGUUUUGUGAAUGAUAUACUGGAAAUAGGUGGCAGCUGUUAUACUGCUGUGAAUUGAGAAAGAUGAUUGUAAGUCUUGACGUAGCAUGAUGGAGUAGGUAGAAAUUAAGAAAGUAAAUGGGAAGUGUGGUUUUUUUUGUUGUUUUUUUUUUUGUGGAUCCAGAUGACUGAAAGAGAAAGUUCUUGUGAAUAAGUCAGCAUUUUUCACAUGGCAGAGAUUGUUCCUCAGUUCCUGUUUGUUCACCCCCAGCAAAGGCCCAUCAUCUCUAACAAUUAAUUGCAGGAGGACAGCUUAAAUAGAUCAGUCUCCAAAACCACAAUUCAGUUUCAGUCCCCAAAUCAACAAACUAAUUGACAUCUUUGGAACAUAUGAAGGCAGUUUGUGCAACAGAGGUCCUGGGUACAGAGAAAAAUGAGACACCCUUUGUGUAUCGUAUUGUAUUGCAUUUUUGUAUUGCAUUGUCUUGUCAACUGGAUUCACAGUGAAGAAAUUAUACUAUGUUAGUAUUUCAUUUUAUUAUGCUUCAGUUUUUGAUUCUCCAAAAUAUUGAACCUUUAUCAUUUUAUUUUAUUUUGCUUUAUUUUAUGUUAUUUUAUUUUAUUUUAUGGCAGAAAUAUGGAUGUGGUAGUCACUGAUCUAACUGGGGCCGAAAUAUCUGAAACGUCUCAUAGUAAGAGUGCUAGUCUGACACCUUGUCCCUGUUCAUAUACAGUAAUUAAGUUUACUAGUAUAUAAGUACUAGAGGCAAACACUGAUCCCAAAGCAUUCAUACUCUGAUGCCUACAGCCCCCUCAUCCUAGUGCUGAGCAGAUAGUGGACAGUGUUCAGCAGCCGAGUGGAGGUACUCUAAGCUAGCUAGGUGUGUUCUCACUGACACAACAGGCAAAUUUCAGCAGCUCCUUCAUUCUGGAGCUACUAUUCCAAAGAUCUCAGAAUCCACCUUAAGUGGUCUAAUCCCACAUCGAGGUUCAGUUCAGGCUUAUUGGUCUCCAUUGCUGACGAACACUGAGCACACUGUAAAUCACCCUAAAGUGCCAUUGUGCUGUGACGGGUGGUCAGCACGCAGUUCACCUUCACCACAGAGUGGUAACAAAGAAAGGACGAACAUGAAGCCACACAAGAAUAGAUGAAUUGAUGAGCUGCAAACAUGCUUUCUGCCAAACUGGAAUUAACUGGUGCAUAUCUGUUAGUUAGCAGAAAGUCUACUUAUAGGAAAACUUGACUGGAUAUUGUUACUGACAAUAAAAAAGAUAGUAUUAUUAUGUUAUUUAAGUAUUAUUUUUUGAUUAUUUUUGUUAUGAUUCAUUACUAUUGUUGGCCAAAGCCACAAUAAUCAUUUUAUUUUUGGCCUUAUUGAUUUAAAAAACCUGUACUGCCGAGGUGGUUUUUGUUUCAGUGCCUUUGCUAUCUUUCAUGAUCAUGUUUAAUUUUUUGAUAAGGAUAACAGUUGUGUUUUUAUACUCUAUUUAUUGGUGGUGAAGCCAUUUUGCUUGAUGUAACGCCACUCUAUGCCUCGCCUAAGACUAUGUGGGGUGAAUAUAUUUAGAUAUAAAUUGUGAUGACAUGGGGGGAAAGAGAGAGAGAGAGAGAGAGAGAGAGAGAGAGAGAGAGAGAGAGAGAGAGAGCAUGGGCUGUAGUUACAUCAUUGUGUUGUACAGGCUUUGGUUGACUGUUUGUUUGAGGCGCUGAUGCUUGUGUUUAGAUGGUAAAGUUGAAAGUGGUAAGUGGUCAGCAUCUCUUAUGUAUGGCAAAACCAAGCCACUGUAAAACCAGCUCAAUAAAUGGAUCAUUUCAGAGCA